AUGACGACUCUUUUCACCGUACCGAUCAGCUCCACUGGAGGCUCGAUCGUCUGCACAAACCCUAGCACAGCGAAAGAGCAUGAGACCAUCUAUGUGCUCACUUUUAUUUCACCCCCGGACAACCGACUGACACCCAUAUUUAUUGAUGCUAUGCUGCUCGCCCUGGACAUUAUUGAGCACCGCUACCCCAAGGGCGUCGUAGUCACUACUAGUGGAAUUGCGAAGUUCUACAGCAAUGGGCUUGAUCUCGAUCUUGUCGCGAAAACCGAAGGGUUCCUUGAAAACUGGCUGUGGCGAUUGUUCCGGCGCCUUUUGACGUAUGUUUUGUUCUUGUGUCGCAUCCUCAGUUUGAGGACACAAUACCCCAUGCCAACCGUGUGUCUAUUAAAUGGACACGCUUUUGCUGGCGGCUUCAUGUUCGCCAUGUAUCAUGACUACAGAAUCAUGAACCCUGACCGUGGUUUCCUCUGUGUCAACGAGCUGGAAUUUGGCGUCCCGCUUCAGACGCCCAUGAUGUCUAUAUUCCGCGAGAAGCUGACACCAGUCACUUUCCGAAAUGUGGUUCUGGAAGCUCAUCGCUUUGGUGGACGCAAUGCCCUCGAGGCUGGCAUCGUUGAUGCCGUUGGUGGAGCCGAGGAAGCCCUUGCCCUGAUCCAGACACGCAAGCUCCAGACUAAAGCCGCCACUGGUAUCUACGGUACUAUGAAAGAGGAGAUGUACUCCCGUGUCUUGAACGGCUUGGAUGACCAUGCUGGAAACUUGCAGUGGCGGGAGAAGGUUGAAGAUAAGAAUCAAGCUGUUCAGAAAAGAGGGUUGGAGGAUGUACAACAAUUUGAGCAGAAUGGGAAAGCGAAGCUUUGA
Penicillium concentricum is the source of this 861-nucleotide messenger RNA. RefSeq names its product enoyl-CoA hydratase/isomerase family protein. The transcript is spliced from 2 exons. The record is from RefSeq and is a predicted model, not a curated record. Lineage: Eukaryota; Fungi; Ascomycota; Eurotiomycetes; Eurotiales; Aspergillaceae. The coding region runs from base 1 to 861 and encodes 286 amino acids. Gene Ontology annotation, molecular function: delta(3)-delta(2)-enoyl-CoA isomerase activity; enoyl-CoA hydratase activity. Gene Ontology annotation, cellular component: peroxisome. Gene Ontology annotation, biological process: fatty acid beta-oxidation.